Molecule: messenger RNA, 2043 nt
Organism: Pochonia chlamydosporia 170
Lineage: Eukaryota; Fungi; Ascomycota; Sordariomycetes; Hypocreales; Clavicipitaceae
Product: phosphoglycerate mutase
Exons: 2
Coding region: 1-2043 (680 amino acids)
Source: RefSeq, a predicted model, not a curated record
AUGCCUGCCUCAGUCCCCAUCAACAUGAGCAAUUCUCCUCCAGCAUACUUAUUCGUGGUCAGACAUGGAAGCCGAUUAGACGCCGCCGACAAGUCAUGGCAUUUGACCUCGCCGACCCCCUACGACCCUCCUCUGACCUAUGGUGGUUUCCUCCAAGCACGACGAGUCGGCAACCAAAUAGCGAGCAUACUCGAACAAGCCAAAGCCGACAAUGAAGGCUCCGGCUCUUCGAACGGCUCCAAGAAGCGGAAGCGAUUCAAGAUUGUCAUUCACAGCUCCCCAUUUCUACGAUGCGUCCAGACCUCCAUUGGAAUCAGCUCCGGACUCACCCAAACUUCCUCCGACUCCAUUUACAACACGGCCGACUUGAUUCUGCCACGAGCAGCACCACAGACGGAACCCUAUUUUCAGUUCAAAUCCACUCUUUUGCGCCUUGAUUCUUUCCUAGGAGAGUGGCUCUCACCAGAGUACUUUGAGAUGAUUACCCCUCCACCAGGCCCGGCUCUCAUGUUGGGGGGUGCAAAGGCGGAACUCUUGAGACGCGAAGAUUACAGCAUUUACGACGACAUUCCGGAACCAGAGCUGCCGCGACCCUCGUCUGGAUCUCUCUGGCAAUCGCCAAAAUUGAGCCCUUCGCCUGCUCCCAGAUCUCCCUCGACCGACAGCGAGGGAUCAAUAAACGUGUCAACGCUAAGCUCAUCCCUUCCCACGCGGCCAGAAGCCAAGAGAGGAUAUGUUCCUCCCCGACCCAUAUACGCCGCUUCAAGUUCGGGAAGUAUCCCGGAAGGCUUCGUUGCUCACGCCAGAGAUGCCUCCGUCACAGUGGACUACCAGUGGGAUUCUAUGAGAGCACCUCUGGACUUUGGAGACGGAGGCAAGUUUGGUGAGGAGUGGGCUUCCAUGCACAAACGAUUCCGGGGUGGCAUAAGAAAGCUGGUCAAUUGGUAUGCCUCGACUGACUCUCCCGCUGACCUGGUCGCAAAAGCCAUGAAGAGCAGCGGCGCAGAACACGAGUCCGAGGAUGAAGAUGUCGAAACUGUUGUGAUUAUGGUUUCCCACGGUGCCGGGUGCAAUGCCCUCAUUGGCGCCAUUACACAUCAACCAGUUCUUAUGGACAUUGGAAUUGCUUCCCUCACCAUGGCCUCGCGAAAGCCGAAUUUGGACUACCAGGAGCUAUUGGCCUCAACGCCAGGGCCGUCAGAUCCUUCCAAGAAGACACUUGUGGCUGUUGACAAGAUGUACGACAUUCGGUUGUCUGCAAGCACGGAACACCUGCGACGUUCGAGCAACACAACCCCCGUUUCUGCGAGGUCCAACUCCACCGCCAACGUUUGGAAUACAAACAACGGCUCAAGAGGCCGCACUUCAACCCUCUCCAGCCUCGGUGGUCCAGUCAUGAGUCCAUUCACAUUCUCGGAUCCUUUCUCAUCGACUGGUAGUCGCAGCACCUCGGCCAGCGCAGCUCUGCCGCCUGUAAUCCGACGGGAUUCGGCCUCUCACCGGCCCCUGCCCAGAGGUCCCGCCCUUGCCUCCGUGGGAUUCGGCAAUUCGGCUGGAUCGUCAAAUCCAGGAAAUCGAUCUCCGCCUGCGUCCUCUUCGGGAUUUGGCCUUUGGUCAGCCGGGCCAUCGUCCUUGCGGCUCAUGGAUGAUGGUAGCGAAGACGCUGAUGAUUUUGGCGCCAUGCUACCCGACUUUGACCAGAAGCGAUUCAAGAUGAGCUCCCCGACAAAGGAAGAGAAAGAACCCAUCCUCUCUAUUGACUCGGUUCCUUCAUCCGCAAUUGACGAUGCGCCCAUGUUUCCAGAGUUUCCGCCCUCAAGAACAGACGGCGUCCAAGACGGUCCCACAAAGACAAUGCUCGCUGGUCCCAUCAAGCUUCACACGAAUCUGGGCCCCGAUAAACCAGUGGAGGAGAUGAAGGUCACGCAGCUUGGAGCUGGGCUCGGUGGUCUGUGGGGUAUUCCCCCUCCUCCAGAUGAGGCCGAGCGGUUCCGAGAUAUGAGCCACACGAAGCGCCGGUGGACGGUUAACGAGCGUGCUUAG